Andrographis paniculata is the source of this 1363-nucleotide messenger RNA. RefSeq names its product GDSL esterase/lipase LTL1-like. NCBI's taxonomy places the organism in Eukaryota, Viridiplantae, Streptophyta, Magnoliopsida, Lamiales, Acanthaceae. Bases 5 to 1153 code for a protein of 382 amino acids. Gene Ontology annotation, molecular function: hydrolase activity, acting on ester bonds. The transcript has 5 exons. The record is from RefSeq and is a predicted model, not a curated record.
UUAAAUGGUUCACAGUCAUUGUCGAGCUUCUUCGACUAUGGCAUCUUCAUCAUCCUUCUUCGCUACAUCUGCUACUACACUAUGUUCAUUUCUAACACUAACUCUGCUUGCAUUUGCUCCAAGAACUGAGGCGCGACCUUUUUUUGUGUUCGGGGACUCACUUGUCGACAAUGGCAACAAUAACUACCUCAUCACUAGCGCGCGAGCUGAUGCCCCUCCAUAUGGCAUUGAUCAUCCGUCUCAUCGCCCCACCGGACGCUUUUCUAAUGGCCUCAACAUUGCUGAUAUCAUUAGUGAGCAUAUUGGGAUGGAACCUACAAUGCCAUACUUGAGCCCACAUCUCAAGGGUAAAAAGCUUCUUGUUGGGGCUAACUUUGCUUCGGCGGGGGUUGGAAUUCUUAACGACACUGGAAUCCAGUUCAUGAAUAUUAUUCGAAUCGACAAACAACUCGAAUACUUCCAACAGUACCAAACUCGCGUAAGCAGCCUUAUAGGAGCCAAGCACACUAAGGCACUCGUUAAUCAGGCUCUCGUGCUCAUCACUCUCGGAGGCAAUGACUUCGUCAACAAUUACUAUUUGAUCCCAUUCUCCGCUAGAUCGCGACAAUUUGCACUCCCGGAUUACGUGGAGUACCUCAUCUCCGAGUAUCAUAAAAUUCUCAGGAAGUUGUUCGAUUUAGGCGCGAGGAGGGUUUUGGUAACGGGUACCGGGCCAAUGGGGUGUGUGCCGGCUGAGCUAGCGCAGCAUAGCCGGACUGGAGAAUGCGCAGUAGAGUUAACACGGGCAGCCCAUAUGUUCAAUCCACAAUUGUCGCGAAUGUUGGAAGACCUCAACCACGAGAUAGGUUUGCAUGUCUUUGUUGCAGCUAACACAUACCAAAUGCAUAUGGACUUCAUUUCAAACCCUCGAGCUUAUGGAUUUGUCACUUCUAAGAUAGCAUGUUGUGGACAAGGGCCAUACAAUGGUGUUGGGCUAUGCACACCGGCAUCGAACUUGUGCCCGAAUAGGGACAUUUAUGCAUUUUGGGAUCCAUUUCAUCCCUCCGAAAGGGCGAACCGGAUUAUAGUUAGCCAGAUAAUGGCCGGCGACAACAACUACAUGAAACCCCUCAAUCUCUCCACAAUCAUGGCUUUAGACUACUCUAGGCUCUAAAAAAUGUCGUUUACUACAAUGGGGUUUUUUUUGUUUUUUUUUGUUAAUUUUAGUGUCUUGUGUGUGAUUGUCUUGUUGUGGGAUGGAAAGGUUUGAUGGAUUGGAAUUUCAUUUUGUGUUUGUAUGUUUAUUUUUUGAAUGCGCAAGAGAGUGUUUGAGGUUUCGAAUAAGUGUAACAUGUUCCCUUGUGAUGUGUCAAUUUUUGCUUAA